This is a messenger RNA of Gadus morhua (Atlantic cod), 1822 nucleotides long. It is a transcript of the gene lemd1, whose product is annotated as LEM domain containing 1. Gene Ontology annotation, molecular function: DNA binding. The record is from RefSeq and is a predicted model, not a curated record. Bases 392 to 1744 code for a protein of 450 amino acids. Lineage: Eukaryota; Metazoa; Chordata; Actinopteri; Gadiformes; Gadidae. The transcript has 10 exons.
AUAACAUUGUGAAUAUUAACGUUUACCAACUCAUUCUAACGUCGUUUACAUUCUAUUACGUUGGCUAGUCCACAGCUGACGUUAGCUAGUUGGAUUAAAGUUCAAAGCCAAUGUCAACAGCGCCAGUAAACUACGUCGUGGUUUUGAGCGACCUAACCUAGCUGUUGCUGAAGGCCCAGUGUGUGUGUGUGUGUGUGUGUCUGGUCGGGGUCGUAACCGUCAAUCAAGGCAGAGUAGCACCUGUUCUGGGUCAGUGUGCUGCUGCAAUAGUAUUCUCAGUGUUGCCCAACCAGUUCGUCUGAUUUCAUCGUAGACCGGGGUAAGAAUAGCCGAACCCCAGGGCCUCUCCGGGUCGCUCCACUCGCUGUUCUGCCGCAGCGUCGCUCUCGACAUGCCGGUGUUCGAGGAGGACCCUGCUCAGUUAUCCAAGUCCAGGUUGAAGUCAGAUUUGGUGGCCCACAAUGUCACACUGCCAACUGAAAAAAGCAAGAAGGAUGUGUAUGUGGGUUUAUAUUUGAAGCAUAUUGAUGCAAAAAAUGCUGCUGAUUUCUCAAGUGACGAAGAGGACCAAGUUGUUAAUCAGGGACAUGUUGUUGCGUGCCACCAGGAGGACACGCCAGAGGAGAAGCCAUCAGCGGUGGAUAUGCUGGACGUCAAUGGGCUGACCGAUGACGAGCUCAAGGCCUCACUUCUCAAGCAUGGGCUCAACGCUGGACCCAUUGUUGCAUCCACCAGGGCUUUGUAUGAGCGGCGACUCUUGAAGAUCCUUCAGAGCAACAUGCCAUCGGAGCCCACAGUGAACGGAGCGGGGGACACCAACGCAUACUCUGACAGUGAGGAGGAGGGGGACGAAGAGGGGCAGGACGAGGAUUCAGAUUCAAAUGACUCAAGACAAGAAGACAUUUUAACUUUGGAACUGUCUCCUGAGAACGACAAACAGCGUGUCAUGGCCCCUGAAAGCUUGGAACCUCAUUCCGGAAGGAUUGUGGAGAUUGCAGUAGAGUCACUGUUAGAGGCGAGUUGGGCCCUCAGCUCCCACCUUCCCUCUGUGCUUGAUGAAACCUACUCUGUAGAUGAGCACACAGGAUUAAUCCCAGCGGUUCCGUCAGCAUCCAUGUCAGUGAAGAGCAACACCUCGUCAAGUUCCCAUACCUUCAGCAUCACUCAGAUGGUUAAGGAGAAGGAGGAGAGAGGCUUCUCGCCGGUGCCGCAAGCCGACGGGAGGAGGUGGAGUGAGAGCAAAGGGCAGGGGGAUUGGUCCCAGGUCGCUACGCCGGAGCAGCCAAAGUGGGAACUGUGCACCCCGAAGAAUGAAUCGGCCUACUACACCCCUAAUGCCUCUUACAAGCAGACGGUCAAGGAGGGAUUGACUGUUGUUCCAACCAGGUUGUAUCCACCGGCGGUACCGAUACCCACUGGUAUUACCGCUACCUGUCGGAGGCCCAUCAAGGGGGCCGCUGGGAGACCCGUCCUGUACAAGUACCCAGAAGCCCCGCCCACCAGUGCCACGACGCUCGAGCGCCGGGAGGUGGACGCUCGCCUAGUUCCGGUCUACGCCCAGGUCCUUGUCUUCCUUGCCAUUGCCUGUCUGCUCUAUCUGGUGUACGCCUGCAUGGAGGAGAACCCGUACCACCCGCUGUUGCCUCUCUUGGACGGUCUGAGCGAGGCCCUAGAGAGCCAGGAGGAGGGCCCUGUGGGUCUGGCCCACCCUGGGGACCCGGCCGACACCCCCGUGGACCUGUGAUUGUUAAUCGGCCCAUGCUGCCUUUUUUAAAAUGUGUCUUGAAUUCUUGCUUUUCAUUAAAGGAUGUUUUUGCAUAAA